Messenger RNA from Penicillium salamii, 1146 nucleotides. Lineage: Eukaryota; Fungi; Ascomycota; Eurotiomycetes; Eurotiales; Aspergillaceae. The record is from the annotation of a GenBank genome assembly.
AUGGCCUCCGCAAAGCGAACCCACGAGCCAGACAACAGCUCAAAUCAAAUGAUCGAACCUGCAAACAAAAGACAAAAAUUGGAGUUGGCUAGUCUCGGACUCGACUUGAAUAGCCUACAGAAAAUUGAUCCCGAGGGUGAUGUUGUCCUUUCCGCCCCCGUGCGUUGCCGCCGCUCAAUGCGAAUACAAGCAAUGACCGGAACAACUGCCCAAGUCCUGGUGUCAUCGUUCCUGGUGUCAUCGACGCAUCUCAAAACGGCUUCCGAAUAUUUCAAAGGCCUGCUGUCAGAGAGGUGGCCAAAGGGACGGGCCUUGGCAUCCGGUAGAGUCGUCCAGAUUGGCAUUGAUGAUUGCAAAGCGGAGGAACUACUGCUUAUACUGAACAUCAUCCAUGGAAAUUUCCGAGCAGUUCCUCAGAAGAUCAGUUUCCAGACACUGGUUGAUGUCUCCCUGGCAGCAGACUUUUUUCAAUGCACUGAUGUGGUUCAACCGUUUGCUCUCAGGUGGAUUGAUGACCUCAAAGCGGAUCUGCCGUCAAAAUGGACACCAGAAAUUCCCGAAUGGAUUAUGAUUUCUGUGUUGUUCAGGCAUGAGGACACAUUCGCUCAUGUUACCAAAAUUGCUGUCGAACAUGGCACAUGUCCCUUCGAAACCCACAACUUACCCAUCCCAGGAAAUAUCAAAGGUAUGUCACAAAGCAACCUAUCUCAAGAGGUCUCACCUACUGCACUGACUCUCAAUCUAGAUCAAAUUGACAGCAGCAGAGAAGAGUACCUUCAAAAAGCUCUGGGUGGAAUUAAGGAGCGUAUCCGCACGUUGGUCUUAAGUCGAGAUCAAUCCUCUUUGCAUUGCUCGUCAAUCUGUUCCAUGGAGAGUUUGGGGAGACUGAUCCAAGUAUUGGCCAUGCACAAUAUCCCGUUUUGCUGGAGCUCUCCGGAUACGCUGGAUAUUCAGGCUACCUCUGGUUUGCUGGAGGGAUUGAGUCCUUGCGAAAUUCGCGCAAUGGUGAAGAAUAACAGCCCAGCCACUCUACAUCGCUGCACGGACGGUAUUUUCUGCGAGUUUAGAAAUUUUCCAUGGGGAAGCGAUAUUGUGAAGUUUGCAGUGAAAAAUUGCGGCAAAGUCAAGAUGAAGAAAACCCAGUGA